This is a messenger RNA of Contarinia nasturtii (swede midge), 1706 nucleotides long. Its product is annotated as vascular endothelial growth factor receptor 3-like. NCBI's taxonomy places the organism in Eukaryota, Metazoa, Arthropoda, Insecta, Diptera, Cecidomyiidae. The coding region runs from base 1 to 1482 and encodes 493 amino acids. The transcript is spliced from 6 exons. Gene Ontology annotation, molecular function: transmembrane receptor protein tyrosine kinase activity; ATP binding. The record is from RefSeq and is a predicted model, not a curated record. Gene Ontology annotation, biological process: multicellular organism development; positive regulation of kinase activity; cell surface receptor protein tyrosine kinase signaling pathway. Gene Ontology annotation, cellular component: signaling receptor complex.
AUGAAAAAAGCCGGCCUAUCCAAAUUCAUGGAAGGAAAUGUAAACUGUCUUCAAUCAGAGUUAACGUUGGAUGCACAAGCCGAUCUUUUACCAUAUGAUAAGACUUAUGAAUUUCCACGCGAUAAGAUAGAACUUGGUAGGGUAAUUGGCAGUGGAGCCUUUGGUAAGGUGUAUCUUUCAUCGGCUGAAGGUAUUCUUUCACAAGGCGAAAAGACGGACGUCGCUAUUAAAAUGGCCGAAAAUAUUGCUGAUAAUGAGAUGAUGAAGGCUUUAAUCUCGGAACUCAAAAUAAUGAUAUAUUUAGGAAAGCAUUUGAAUGUGCUAAAUUUGCUUGGAGCGGUGACCAAAAACAUUUCGAAACGUGAACUCUUGAUCAUCGUCGAGUUUUGUCCAUUUGGAAACGUUCAAAGCUUUCUAACGAAACAUCGACGAUAUUUUGUGAAUCAAAUCGUACAUCAAACUGAUGAAAUUGAUCCAAAAAUAACAUCAAAUACUGGCUCUUCCAAUAACUUGACAUUUAACUCACUGAAAAGAAAUAAUCUGGAUGGCAGUUCCUUCUUGGACAGUUUGGAGAAAGCAUUAAAUUCAGCUUCACCUCUAGUUACGCCAAAUAAAACCUCCAACAGCGGCCCGACACAAAAGGAGGACUCAGUACAAGCACCACUACGUUCCGUGACAACGACCGAUUUGCUAAUUUGGUCGUUCCAAAUUGCGCGCGGAAUGCAAUAUUUAGCGUCUCGAAAGGUGUUGCAUGGAGAUUUGGCGGCACGCAAUAUUCUACUUUGCGAAGGAAAUGUGGUGAAAAUUUGCGAUUUCGGUUUGGCACGAUCGAUGUACAACAAAGAUUGCUAUCGCAAAAAUCGAGACAAAGAGGCUCUUCUUCCCUUGAAAUGGCUUGCACUGGAGUCAAUCAAUGAUUUUGUAUUCAGUUCAUACUCCGAUGUUUGGUCAUUUGGCGUGGUUCUAUGGGAGUUAUUUUCAUUGGGCGCCACACCCUAUCCGGACAUCAAUCCAAAAAUUGGACUGAAGAAACUAUUGAACGAUGGUUAUCGAAUGGAAAAACCGGAAUUUGCUACACAAGCUAUUUAUGAUAUAAUGCUAUCCUGUUGGUGCGUUCAACCAGAGAAACGUCCGCUUUUUAACAAAUUAGAGAGCAAUAUUUCGAAGCUAUUGGGAGAAACAGUGUCGGAACAUUAUGUCGACUUGAAUGAUCCAUAUGUUCAAGCAAAUGCCAGCCGAUUUAAUUCGGGCAAAACCGAUUAUUUUGCAUUGCUCGGCACACCGGAUUGUGAAGCACCAUGUGUUCCAAUUCGCGUUUUGCAUGAAAAAUACUUUCCGUUUUUGACGGAUCUUCUGGAUGGCACCCCAACAGCAACAAACAAUCUUUAUGUGGCAGCCAAUACAUCGAAGUCGACCAAUAAAUAUCAAAAUGACCAUGAUAAUCGACAAUUUAGCACAUUUAAGAGAAAUAAUUUACAUUAGGCGAAUAAUGGUGGAACCAUACAUGGGUACGAUCGAAAAGUUAAAAGAGAGCUUUUCAUUCGACUUGGAUGGAACUUAAUACCGGGGAGAGCUUCUCUCACAUCCGAAUAUCACUUGCGUUGUAUGUUGACAAUGUAUUUGAACGCGACUCGAUUUAAGAAGCGCCAUCUCUGUCACGCCAGGUUCUCAUAUAAUUUUUUCUUGCAAAUAAAAUUGCAAAAUUG